AUGGGCGAAGGAUUAGAAGAAUUCGCAAUGGAUUUAACGAAUUUAGUGGAAGCAGCUUAUCCUGAGAAUGCGUUUGGAAUGGACCUUGCUUCAAUCAAAUUAGAUGAUGAACAAAGGACAGGCUUGAAGGGGGAAAAUGAAAAAAUGGUCAAAAGGUUUAAAGAGGAGAUUUGUAUGGAGAGAUUUAAAGCCGGACUGUUACCUGAACUUAGGGAAAAGAUUAUUUUUAUGAAAGCGCCCUCUUCAUUGGCAGAAGCAAUAGCGCAGGCUAAAAGGGUUGAUGAAUUAAAUCGGACAAUUAAGGAUGAUACAAGGAAAAGACUGGAGAAAAUAGAAGUUAAGGCGGCGCUAGCGGAGAUCAAUGAAGUCAGGGAUCCUUACCAAAAUGAUGACCAAUAUUACUAUGAGGAGCAAUUCCAGGAGUCAAACGGAUGUGGUGAGAAUUGGGGAGAGGAUGAUGAAAAUUGGGGUGAACAGAUUGACCUAAAUUUUGACCCAUACUAUGACAAUGACCAAAAUUAUGACGAUGAAAGCCAAUGGUUUCCACAUGAGAGUAAUGAAAACUGGGGAGAGGAAUAUUAUCAGGAUCAAGGAUAUCAGAACUGGCCCACGGACGGAACAGAUUUUGAGGAGUUUUAA
This is a messenger RNA of Meloidogyne enterolobii, 639 nucleotides long. The record is from the annotation of a GenBank genome assembly. NCBI's taxonomy places the organism in Eukaryota, Metazoa, Nematoda, Chromadorea, Rhabditida, Meloidogynidae.